AUGCCUAACAAUCUAGAGGCCCAACUUGCAGACAACGGCGCAUACUCAGACCUCAAGAUUGUGUGCGGCGCAGACACGUACCAAGUUCACAAAGCCAUCAUCUGUCCACAGUCCGACUUCUUCAGAGCCGCUUGUCGCCCAGAUACAUUCCAAGAGGGAAAGACAGGGCUCAUCGAUAUCCCCGCCAGCUCCGGUCGAGACGACAACUUCUUGACUCAACCCAUCCGAGCCGAGGACUUUGAUUGGGACCUUGACGUCGAGACCACAACAAGCAUCAAGCUCAUGAUCCACUACUUCUACCACCAAGACUACCUUGAGCAAGAGAAAUCAGCAGAACGGGAAUCGUGGUACAAUUGCCAAUGCCGCAAAGGAAUCCUGGCCGAACACUCGAGGAUGUAUGCAAUGGGAGAAAAGUACGGCAUCCACGAAUUGAAGGCAGUUGCUCUUGCCAAAUUCCGCAACUCGGCCUACAAAGGAUGCGAUCAAUCUGGUCUGGCUGCGGCGAUUGUGAUUGCAUUCAAGAGUACACCUCAGACAGACACGAUGCUACGAGAGACGAUUCUGAAGAUACUUGAUUAUAAUGGUUGUCACUUCAGAUGCAACGCGGAGAUUCAAGGAGUCAUAUCCGGCAUCCCAGAUCUGGCUUAUGGUCUGUACUGUAAGGCUCUCGAACGUCUUGAGCGUUAG
Messenger RNA from Aureobasidium uvarum, 687 nucleotides. The record is from the annotation of a GenBank genome assembly. Lineage: Eukaryota; Fungi; Ascomycota; Dothideomycetes; Dothideales; Saccotheciaceae.